CCGGGUGGUCCUGGGGUGGAGCCUUGGCCGAUCUGGUAGACUAGCGGUGUCAGGCGGGAUCCUCCUGCAGUGCCGGUCUUUAAUGCCCAGACUCUGUUCCUCUCCCAGCCUUUUGUUUAUCCCUUUGGUUGUUCGUUUUAGUCCGUUCCAAGUGUCGAGAUGGGCCUUCUCUCCUCCUCCCCCGACGUCAGGGUGUUCAGGAUUUAACGGAAUUGAUAAUGUCUCGAAUAAGUUAAGAAUGACCACGCCGAACAAGACUCCUCCUGGUGCUGAUCCCAAGCAGUUAGAAAGGACUGCGACAGUAAGGGAAAUCGGGUCCCAAGCAGUUUGGUCACUGUCAUCAUGCAAACCAGGUUUUGGAGUGGAUCAAUUACGAGAUGACAAUCUAGAAACUUACUGGCAGUCUGAUGGCUCUCAGCCUCAUUUAGUGAACAUCCAAUUCAGAAGAAAAACAACAGUGAAGACAUUGUGUAUUUAUGCGGACUAUAAAUCUGAUGAAAGCUACACUCCAAGCAAAAUCUCAGUCAGAGUAGGAAAUAAUUUUCACAACCUUCAAGAAAUCCGGCAACUUGAAUUGGUGGAACCAAGUGGCUGGAUUCAUGUUCCUUUAACUGACAAUCAUAAGAAGCCAACUCGCACAUUCAUGAUACAGAUUGCUGUUCUAGCCAAUCACCAAAAUGGAAGAGACACCCACAUGAGACAAAUUAAAAUAUAUACACCAGUUGAAGAGAGCUCCAUUGGAAAAUUCCCCAGAUGCACAACCAUCGAUUUUAUGAUGUAUCGUUCAAUACGGUGACUUGAAAAUGGGAGAGAAGUGAAAUAGACAUUUAUUUUAUCCUGACAUUGAGUAUUAUGUCAAUUAUCUUUAGUGGAAAAGCAUGUCGUUUUACAGUUUUGUAUAUAUUUAAAACAUUUUAAUUUAGAUAAGUAACUUUUGGGUGAUGCCUUUUUUCUUUAUACAAUAAAGCUCAUAUAUUUUAUAUUGCUAAAAAUAAAUUUGAAGUCAAUCUUUAAAUUUUUCUUUAUAUUAAAAGAAAACUAGUUAAACUGAAAAUUUCAAGAUGUACAUAAUUUUUUUACUAGCGUGGUUAUUAUUUCAUAUAAUGGUUGUUGGGCAUUUGGGAACAAUACUCUGUUUUUUUAGUAUACCUGUAAUAAUUUUUUAAUAACAUAAGAUUAAUUUUUUGUAGAUGAAAUUUAAUUUUUUAAAUGUGUGAUCCUUUUUAAACAUAGUAUCAAAAUAAACUGGUACUAGAUGUUUGUUA
This is a messenger RNA of Cricetulus griseus (Chinese hamster), 1265 nucleotides long. NCBI's taxonomy places the organism in Eukaryota, Metazoa, Chordata, Mammalia, Rodentia, Cricetidae. The record is from RefSeq and is a predicted model, not a curated record.